Bufo gargarizans (Asiatic toad) is the source of this 1763-nucleotide messenger RNA. RefSeq names its product zinc finger protein 501-like. The transcript has 3 exons. Gene Ontology annotation, biological process: regulation of transcription by RNA polymerase II. The record is from RefSeq and is a predicted model, not a curated record. Bases 1 to 1350 code for a protein of 449 amino acids. Gene Ontology annotation, molecular function: RNA polymerase II cis-regulatory region sequence-specific DNA binding; DNA-binding transcription factor activity, RNA polymerase II-specific. NCBI's taxonomy places the organism in Eukaryota, Metazoa, Chordata, Amphibia, Anura, Bufonidae.
AUGACGAUCAACUUGAGAUCUGGGCAUCUGGAGACGGGUCUUCACCUUCAUCUCUUUGUGAUGUUCCUCAGUCCUGGACAGUUUUUGCAGUGCGACCCCCCGUGUAAGAGUGAGGUGGAGGAGGACAUUCCAGGAGAUGUCACCACAGAGAAUUCCAGUAAAAUUAUUAAGGGCAAAGCUAUAUUAUCACUAAAUUACAAAGAAGAAGAUGAAUAUGUCCUGCAGCGCUCUUCAGGAGAAAACCUCAUUACCCUUAAUGUACACCCAGGACUUCACAGUACAGAUCUAUUAUAUAAUCCCCCUCAUCAUGAGGAACCUUCCCCUGACCAAUUACAGAUUGUUACCAAAAAUACAGGUCAGAAAGGGGAUAAAAGGUUUCAGGGUAGUAAAGAGUUUACAGAACAAUCAAGAGUUUCUACACACAGAAAAAUUCACACAACACAGCAGGAUAAUGGGAAAUGCAUUGCAAGUAAAUCAGAUUGUGUUAAACAUGAGCUAAUUCACACAGGAGAGAGUCCAUAUUCAUGUUCAGAAUGUGGAAAAUGUUUUACCAAAAAAUCAUAUCUUGUUAAACAUAAGAGAAUUCACACAGGAGUAAAGCCAUAUUCAUGUUCAGAAUGUGGGAAAUGUUUUACAGAUAAAUCAAGUCUUGUUAUACAUUGGAGAAUUCACACAGGAGAGAAGCCAUAUUCGUGUUCAGAAUGUGGAAAAUGUUUUAGAGUUAAACCCCAUCUUAUUAGACAUGAGAAAAGUCACACUGGAGAGAAACCAUAUUCAUGUUCAGAAUGUGGGAACUGUUUUACUCAUAAAUCAACACUUGUUAUACAUAUGAGAAUUCACACAGGAGAGAAGCCAUAUUCAUGUUCAGAUUGUGGAAAAUGUUUCACAGAUAAAUCAAGUCUUGUUAUACAUGGGAGAAUUCACACAGGAGAGAAGCCAUAUUCAUGUUCAGAAUGUGGAAAAUGUUUUAGAGUUAAACCCUAUCUUAUUAGACAUGAGAAAAGUCACACAGGAGAGAAAACAUAUUCAUGUUCAGAAUGUGGGAAAUGUUUUACACAAAAAUCAUAUCUUGUGAAACAUGAAAUAAUUCACGCAGAAGAGAAACCAUAUUCAUGUUCAGAAUGUACGAAAUGUUAUAGAAGGAAAGCAGAUCUUGUUAUACAUGAAAGAAGUCACACGGGUGCAAAGCCAUAUUCAUGUUCAGAAUGUGAGAAAUGUUUCACAGAUCAAUCCAGUCUUGCUAAACAUAGGAGAACUCACACAAGAGAGAAGCAGGAUCCAUGUUUAGAAUUUAAGAAAUGUUUUACUACUAAAACAAGACUUAAUAUUCAUCAGAGAAGUCACACAUGAGAUAAGCCAUUUUGAUGUUUUAUAUGUUGAAAACGCUUUGUAAGAAGGAACUAAAAUUCAACAGAUCAGGAAAAACUACCGUAUUUUUCGCCCCAUAAGACGCACAAAAGUGGGGGGGGGGAAAUGGCAGUGUGUCUUAUGGGGCGAAUGCUGCCAUUUGCAGGCAGGCUGGCCAGUUACUCACUUCCUCGCGGCACAUGCUCCGCCCACUUUAUUAAUGAAGCAGGCGGAGCCUGCGCCGUCAGGAAGUGUGUGACCGCAAGCCUGCCUGCACGUACGGGCGUUCAAUAGUGAGUACUAAGGUACGCGGAUUACGCUACCUUGUAGUUUAAAUAUGGAUUGCCUACAGUUAACAUACAAACCGGAUUCCCAAAAAGUUGGGACACUAAACAAAUUGUGAAUAAAAACUGAAU